Molecule: messenger RNA, 662 nt
Organism: Trichoderma virens Gv29-8
Lineage: Eukaryota; Fungi; Ascomycota; Sordariomycetes; Hypocreales; Hypocreaceae
Exons: 1
Source: RefSeq, a predicted model, not a curated record
CAGAGCCAUGAAUUUGUCCCAUUCAUAGUCUCGUCGACUUCUACAACCGGCUCUCUUUUAUCCCUAUGUACCCAGGAGGUAUUCGGAUUCUUCAUCGCCAGCAUGCUUGACAUUGUGGAUGAUAUCGGCGAUAUUAGCAUCCAGGAACCUUUGCACUUCCGCUUAGAGAAUGACUUGGUGUCGGAGAUAAUAAAGUUGUUCACCCAAACGCAGUUGGGCUCAAAAGAAGAUGCACUAUUGUGUGUCUUGCCUCCAAUGAUACCUCGGCUGAAGCUGUCUUCUACAGGAAACGCCGUUGGGGCAGCAAUGACAAAAGCAAACGAACAUCGAAGGCGUGGCGAGUGGGCGCACGCGGAGACAGUGCUACGAUGGGCGUGGAAAAUUUGCAACGAGUCUCAGCCUCAUCCAAUGGGGGAGAGCUGUCAGAACCACGAGUCGACUGUCGCGGGCGAACAAAUCCAACAAGCGGCAAUCUCACUAGGCGAGUUAUACCGGUGGGCAAUACGAAGCAAUGAUAUGAAAGAGUUUGGCCUCAGUGGUAUUAAAUGGCUCUCAAACCAGAAAUCCAGCAGCAAAGAACCAGGGCCUUUAGCUGUUGGCAAAAUUAUAGAUCGUUACAGUGGCAUUAUAGAAGCGGUUGAACAGGGUAAUAAUAUCAAUGG